CUUUCGGGACAGCGUCGUCUGAGGAUGCACAACCUCGCCCUCUCCACCUCCGCCAACGCCUCGGACAUCUUCCGUCUGGCCGACCUCGACACCUACAUGAACUGGCUCAGCAAGACCUGUCUACAGGCCACUUUAACACGAAACACCGCCCAGAUAGUGGCUGAUGUUACCGCCAAGGUGGCUCACACCCUGACCGGUUAUCGUCGCCUCUGCACCGGCGGUGCUCAGGGUGCCAACCCCGGCGAACUGGUAUUGCCGGAAACCAUCAAACUACUGCCCCUCUACGCCCAAUGCCUCUUCAAGUUGGACGCCAUUCGGCCGGCUCGCAACUCCACCAUUGACGAUCGGUGCUAUAUGAUGUAUCUACUCAACGGUAUGGGAGUGGAGCAAUCCAAUAAACUAAUUUACCCUACCAUAAUACCUCUGCACUCUGGCAGUCUGGAUCCUUCAGCGCAACUGCCGGUGGCCAUUCGCUGCUCCGCCGAACGCCUUCUUCCGGACUCGGCCUACUUUAUCCACAACGGCUUGAGGGUCACUCGCCAAGGUGACCUCUCGGAAGCCUGGGUAAAGCGUCUCAUGUAUGAGGACCGGGAUGAUUGCGGCAAUGCCACCUACGUGGAAUACCUCUGUCAUAUUCACAAGGAGGUGCGCUCGAUGUUGAAGUAG
Messenger RNA from Dibothriocephalus latus, 666 nucleotides. The record is from the annotation of a GenBank genome assembly. Lineage: Eukaryota; Metazoa; Platyhelminthes; Cestoda; Diphyllobothriidea; Diphyllobothriidae.